GCCUCGCACUCUCACCACCACCACGACGCUCACCAUGCACCCGCAACUCGCACUGCACCGCCAGUCGCUGCACGACCGCGAGGCCUUCUGGCUGCGCGCCGCCCGCGACAUCCACUGGCACCAGCCGCCGAGCGUCGCCUACGGCAAGACAACGCUCAGCGAGCAGGCCGCGCCGUACGCACAGGGCGACGGCACCUGGUUCCCGAAUGCACAGCUCAACACCUGCUUCAACGCCCUCGACCGCCACGUCUACCCGCCGCCGACGGCCUCGGCGCCGCCGCUGACGCCCAGCCCGCACACGCCGCACCUGGCGUCGGACCCGGCACGCGCGGCGCGCAUCGCCUUCCACCACGUCUCGCCGCUGCCGUUCCAGAAGCAGCAGUACCGCAGCAUCACCUACGGCGAGGCCCUCGAGACGGUGCAGACGCUCGCCGGCGUGCUCAAGGCGCACGGGCUGAAGAAGGGCGAUGUGGUCGUCAUCUACAUGCCCAUGAUCCCCGAGACGGCGCUGGCGAUGCUGGCGUGUGCGCGUCUUGGCGUCGUGCACUCCGUCGUCUUCGGCGGCUUUGCGCCCAAGGAGCUGGCAAAGCGCAUCGAGGACUCCAAGUGCCGUUUCGUCAUUGCCGCCUCGUGCGGUCUCGAGCCCAAAGGCCCGGUGGCAUACAAGCCACUCGUGGACGGUGCGCUCGGGCACUCGAAGCACAAGCCCGAGGGCCUGCUCUUCCUGCGCCGCCACACGAUCCAGGGCCAUGAGCCGCCGGUUGUGAACCCCAAGGGCGCAGCGGGCGUGCGGGAGUUGGACUGGGACGAGGAAAUCAAGCUGGUGCGCGACGGCGUCGACGGGCGGCACAAGUGCUGGAGCUGCAUUCCUGUGGCGUCAGAGGAGCCGGUCUACACGCUUUACACCUCUGGCACGACAGGAGCGCCCAAGGGUGCAACUCGCCUCACUGGUGGACACGCGGUGGCGCUGCGCUACAGCAUCCAGCACACGUUCGGCAUGACGCCCUCAGAUGUGAUGCUCUGCGCCUCUGAUCUCGGCUGGGUCGUGGGUCACUCGUACAUCCUCUACGCGCCGCUGCUCCUCGGUGCCUCGACGGUCAUCUUCGAGGGCAAGCCCGUCACGCCGGACGCAGGCAUCCUGUGGCGCACCAUCUCGACGCUCGGCGUCACGCACCUCUUCACGGCGCCGACAGCUUUGCGCGCAGUCCGCGGCGCAGACCCCGACGCAGCGCUGAUGCGCGCUCCCGGCGUGUCGCUGCGGUCACUCCGCACGCUAUUCCUUGCAGGCGAGAGGAGCGAGCCGAGCAUCGUCGAGUUCUACCGCGACACGCUCAAGGAGCUGGGCGCAGUGGGCGCGACUGUCAACGACAACUACUGGUCUACUGAGAGCGGCAGCCCGAUCACUGCGCUGUGUCUCGGCUCCGGCUGGGCGCCGCUCGAGUGCCGGCCUGGCUCGGCAGGUCUGCCACAGAUGGGCAUGGAUGUGCGUAUCGUCGACGACCAAGGCAAGGAGGUGAAGCAGGGCGAGAUGGGCAACCUGGUGCUUGCGCAGCCGCUGGCGCCCUCGUACCUCGGCGGCCUGUGGAACAACAUGGCCGGCUACCGCUCGGCGUACACGAGCCGCUUCGAGAAGAUGGGCGGCUGGUUCGACACGGGCGAUGCCGCGGUCAUGGACCCGGAUGGCUACAUCUCGAUUCUCGCACGUGCAGACGACAUCAUCCAGGUCGCAGGCCACCGGAUGGGCACGGGUUUGCUCGAGCAAGUGCUUGCGUCGCACCCGCAGAUCACAGAAGCAUGCGUCGUCGGCGCGCCAGACAAGAUGAAGGGCAACGUGCCAUUCGCCUUGGCCGUCGCGCGUGCCGGUGCACCGACAGACACGGCCGCGCUGCUCAAGGACCUCAACGAGCACCUGCGCACAGAAGUCGGGCCCAUCUCUCGUGAGUCCGGCAUCACGCCUCUGCACGUCUGGCCGCUCACGCCUGUCCGCCGCAGAGCUUGGCGCCAUCGUUCUCACGAGCGCGCUGCCGAAGACGCGCAGCGGCAAGACACUGCGCAAGACGGUGCGCAAGAUCGUCGAGCAGGCGGCAGAGGGCCAGCGCAGCACCGAGGAGUCGCUGCAGAGCGUGCUGCCGCCGACGAUCGACGAUGUGUCGGCCGUGCACAAGGCCGUGGAGGCCAUCGAGCGGCACUUUGGCCUGAAGACGAAGCUCUAAGCUCCCUCCCUGUAUCAGUGAAGCGCUCCCAAUGCUACGAUGUGCCACUGUCGCUGCAAUGCGCGUGCAAGAGCAAGGUGAUGCACAGAGGCCCACGAAGGGCAUACAUUAGCGUGUCCCAGAGCGCAAGCCCGUCCCCUCUGUCCAUCUCCUGCACGAGCCCUUGAAUCGGUGCGCUGUGGAGCGGCUGCGGAAGCGGCGUCGUGUACCAGGCUGCACAGCAUCAUGACCACGUGCGUGAUGCGCAGCAGCCCUCCA
Tilletiopsis washingtonensis is the source of this 2471-nucleotide messenger RNA. RefSeq names its product acetyl-CoA synthetase-like protein. The transcript is spliced from 6 exons. The coding region runs from base 35 to 2380 and encodes 781 amino acids. NCBI's taxonomy places the organism in Eukaryota, Fungi, Basidiomycota, Exobasidiomycetes, Entylomatales. The record is from RefSeq and is a predicted model, not a curated record.